AUGCAGAAACAAAGACUCAGUACCCAGUCCAAGUUAACAGGUGUUUAUUGUGAUUAUUAUUUGCAUUUAUAUCGUCUUUGGGCGCUCGUGACCCUGUUGGAGUCCGGGGGGGACCUCCAGCCCCCUGGGGCCUCUCUGGCCCUCGUGUGCCGCGCCUCUGGAUUCAAUUUUGGGAGUCACUACAUGGCCUGGUUCCGCCAGAGCCCCGGGAAGGCGCUGGAAUUCGUCGCAGGGAUCAACCCCAGUGGUGGUUACACCGAGUACGCGCCGUCGGUGCGGGGCCGGUUCUCGAUCUCCAGGGACAACGGGCAGAGCUCGGUGACGCUGACCAUGAACAGCCUCAAGGACGAGGAUUCCGCCGUUUAUUUCUGUGUCAAAAAUCCUGGUGGUGGUUGGGCUGCUGCUCUCGUCGCCAUCGACCCCAAACCCCAACUGGCAUUGCAACAUUUAUUUCUGUUAUCCUUGGUACAAGGGCUCCGGGCGGCCGUGACCCUGCUGGAGUGCGGGGGGGACCUCCAGCCCCCCGGGGGGUCCCUGACUCUGCUCUGCCGCACAUCUGGAUUUGAUUUUGGGAGUUACACCAUGAGUUGGAUUCGGCAGAGCCCCGGGAAGGCGCUGGAAUACGUUGCAGGGAUCCACAACAAUGGUGGCAGCACCUACUACGCGCCAUCAGUCAAGGGCCGGUUCUCGAUCUCCAGGGACAACGGGCAGAGCUCGGUGACGCUGACCAUGAACAGUCUCAAGGACGAGGAUUCCGCCGUUUAUUUCUGUGCCAAACACGCGCUGGUGGUUCUGCUCAUGCUUAUGGUAUUGAUGGCUUUGGCCCCGUCCCCUUCCCCAGGUCCCCAAAUGUCCCCAAACUCCAACCCUUGA
This is a messenger RNA of Catharus ustulatus (Swainson's thrush), 873 nucleotides long. RefSeq names its product Ig heavy chain Mem5-like. Gene Ontology annotation, biological process: defense response to bacterium; complement activation, classical pathway; phagocytosis, recognition. The record is from RefSeq and is a predicted model, not a curated record. Gene Ontology annotation, molecular function: antigen binding; immunoglobulin receptor binding. Lineage: Eukaryota; Metazoa; Chordata; Aves; Passeriformes; Turdidae. Gene Ontology annotation, cellular component: immunoglobulin complex, circulating; external side of plasma membrane; blood microparticle.